Acanthosepion pharaonis is the source of this 1158-nucleotide messenger RNA. The record is from the annotation of a GenBank genome assembly. Lineage: Eukaryota; Metazoa; Mollusca; Cephalopoda; Sepiida; Sepiidae.
AUGACAUUCCCAAGCGAUCAACACCUGACAUUUCCCAAGCGAUCAGCACCUGACAUUCCCAAGCGAUCAACACCUGACAUUCCCAAGCGAUCAGCACCUGGCAUUUCCAAGAGAUCACCACCUGACAUUCUCAAGCAAUCAGCAACUGACAUUCCUAAGCAAUCAGCACAUGGUAUUCCCAAUCGAUCAACUCCUGGCAUUUCCAAGCGAUCAACACCUGGCAUUUCCAAGCGAUCAACUCCUGGCAUUUCCAAGCGAUUAACACCUGGCAUUUCCAAGCGAUCAGCACCUGGCAUUCCCAAGCGAUCAGCACCUGGCAUUCCCAAGCGAUCAACACCUGGCAUUCCCAAGCGAUCAGCACCUGACAUUCUCAAGCAAUCAGCACCUGGCAUUCCUAAGCAAUCAGCACCUGACUUUCCCAAGCAAUCAGCACAUGACAUUUUCAAGCGAUCAACACCUGGCAUUCCCAAGCGAUCAACACCUGACAUUCCCAAGCAAUCAGCACCUGGCAUUCCUAAGCGAUUAGCACCUGACAUUCCCAAGCGAUCAGCACCUGGCAUUCCUAAGCGAUCAGCAUCUCACAUCCCCAAGCGAUCAGAACCUGACAUUCCCAAGCGAUUAGCACCUGGCAUUCCUAAGCGAUCAGCUAUCGAGAUACUUGCCAGCUUUCUCUUUCACUUUCUUUCUCUCUCUCUCCCCCCUCUCUCUCUUUCUCUCUCGCUCUGUCUCUCUCUGUUUCUUUCUCUCUUUUUGCGUAAGUUUGGCUCUCCCCCCCCCCCCCUCUCUCUCUCUAUCUCUCUCUCUCUCUCUCUCUCUCUCUCUCUCUCUGUGUAUGGACUUUUUCUGACACUCUUUCUCUGUCUAGUGCUUUCUGGUUUGGAUCUCUCUCUCUCUCUCUCUCUCUCUCUCUCUCUCUCUCUCUCUCUCUCUUGCUUUCUGGUUUCGAUCUCUCUCUCUCUCUCUCUCUCUCUCUCUCUCUCUCUCUCUCUCACUUUGGUAUAUCUAUCUGUCUCUCCUUCCACUCUCCUUACACAAGGACGCAGAAGAAUUCUUGCUGACUCUAGCGCAGAGCUCGGCAACCUUUUGCUAACUCGAUUACCGGCCCCUUAUCACAUUCUCUCUCUCUCUCUCUCUCUCUCUCUCUCUCUCUCUCAUUAA